Molecule: messenger RNA, 3036 nt
Organism: Wyeomyia smithii (pitcher-plant mosquito)
Lineage: Eukaryota; Metazoa; Arthropoda; Insecta; Diptera; Culicidae
Exons: 3
Coding region: 1470-2834 (454 amino acids)
Source: RefSeq, a predicted model, not a curated record
UACGGAUGCGGAUGCAGAUGUGUUUUAUUCGCUCAUUUCGUCGAUUUGUCGCGCCGCAGUAUGAAAGCUUUUGAAGCGAGCAAAAAAUACACCAAGAAUAAAAUGUUAUGAAGCGAUUUUUUUCAACAUCCGCAAGAUAUCUCGUGAUACAUGAUGCGUAUGUCAACAUUUAGGCUAUUGUUUCGCAUUUACGGAUGCGGAUACGGAUAUCCGAACAUACCUAACCAUAACCACACCGAGCGGUGCUUGGCUUUGAAAACAACAACCGCCGGAAAUAGAAAUGCUCAGGUAACAGUGAGUUCAUAAUUUUGGCAACGCCGUAGCAAUACAACGAGUAGCAACAAGGAACUAUUGAGUAUUGUGCCGUGUCAAAUAAAUGUUGUAUGAACAAAAAAAAAAGAACUAUCGAAUCAAAUGUUGCUUCGUUUGUGUGGCACCCAAACCUAAUAGAUGCGAAAAUCGCUUGCUAUCCAAGACAGCAACGAUCAACGGUGAAUGGCAGCUUCACGGUGCGCUUGCUUAUUGUCCAACUUAAAUUGGUGUUAUACCUACUUGCAUCAUUCAUUCAUGCUAGUAUAGCUUUUUAUUUUGCUUAAAAUUUACUCAUAAAAUAAAACACAUAAUUUUAUUUUUAAGUUUGAAAAACACAGUGUCCAUUAGUUUUACAUGUUUGUUUAUGAAUGGCAGCGCAAGUUCAUUCCUGUUUCCAGUCUCUGUCAAACAAAGGUGUCGGUAGUUUGUUUGUGAAAAGUAAAACUUGCAAUCAUGAAUCGAAGUGAUCUUUUUAAAUCAUUAUACAGUGCGUACUUAAAAGCAUUUCCUGAUAAGAAAAAGCAACAGUGCCAGUUAAAUGCUGUCGAUUUCUGGAAUCAAUGUAAGGGCAAAGACGUCGCCGUCUUGGAGGAAAAAAUCAACAACAAAAUCAAAGAGCUGGACGCGUUACAGUUACAGAAAAAAGGGCACCUCCUUCAGUUUUGGGGAAAAUCUUUGAAUGUUUCUAAGGAACCAGCCACGGAACCAGCCCAAGCAUCACAAUGCGAAAAGCCUUCUAACGACAUUCAGGAAUAUCCUCAGCCGUCAUCAUCAGGUUUACUCAAACGUCCUGCUCCAGCGCAGGAACAGCUUAAAACCGAGAUCAGUCACGUGAACGCUGAAGUGAUGUUUCUGACCAACAAGAAGCACUCAGGACAAUUAACAAAUGACGAACAGAUGAAACUAGAAGGACUCAAAAGUAAAAAGGUUAAACUUGAAAAUCAAGAAAGAUGAUCGAGAACGUCAACUGAAAUAUCGCGAAAAAAUAAAGAAGGCAAAAGAGAAGCUUUUAUGUGACAUUCCAGAAGCAGGAAAUUAUCUUUCAACCCGAAAUUCUGCAGGCCCGUCAUGAGGAGCAGCAACCACAGCUUCUUAAAACCAUAUGUGAUCUUGCACUACACGGUUCUGCGGCUCAAGAAAAACGACGCGAUGAGAGUAUGAGGAGUCUCAAAACUUUAGAUGAGUUGACUUCUGCACUUCAAGGAAGAGGAUACGCUAUCAAAAGGUCAGCAACAUACCUUCGAUUGAUACCAAAACGGGUUGAUUCUUUUGAAGGAAAACGUCAUGUCAACACGGUGCCAGUGAAGCUGCUACGUGCGAGCAAUGCCCAUCAUAAGGACCAUUGCGGUGGUCGAUUUUGUACAGCGACCAUAAGAGCAUUGGAAGAGCUUUCAUCUAUACUUGGACCCAAUGAAGUGGGAAUCAUCAGCCAGGACGAUAAGGCGCGCGUGGCAGUUGGGCUCACGGCUGCCAACAAGCAGUCCCCAAUUCUCAUGCAUGUUGAGUACCGAAUCAAGCUACCUGAGCAUGACUGGAUCGUCGCGAAUAAGCACAAACUUAUCCCGUCAGUAUACGCUGGUAUCGAGAUCAAAUUGAACGGCCUUGGUAGACCGGAGGCUGUAGGAUACUCUGGACCAACUUACGUGGCUAUCCGUUCAGGCAAACAUUCUUCUUCAACAGCAUUUUCACAUGCUUUAGAUUUCAAGCGGUUGCUUACCCUAAAAGCGUUCGACAGUAUUUUGAAAAUUGAUGGACUAGUCAAACCGGUUCUAGUUUUUACUGUCGAUGGCGGACCGGACGAAAACCCUCGGUACCGCAAGGUCAUCCAAAUUGCAAUACAUCAUUUCAAAGAGUAUAAUUUAGACGCGAUGUUUGUAACGAAUGCACCGGGAAGAAGGGCUUUCAACAGAGUGGAGCGACGUAUGGCCCCUUUGGGAACUUUCCGGAUUGGUCAUACCGCACGAUCAUUUUGGAUCCCAUUUAGAUUCACAGCUUCGAACCACGGUGAUCAAAACUGGUUUGCGGUACAUGUAAGAACCAGCCAGUAUCUGCUUCAGAUAGUAAAAUGUACAGACAGAAACUGUUGUCCCCUAGUUCGAAGUAGUAUCAAACAGAAAAAUCCUAAUGGUUUUUUGCCUCCUCCAAUCUCUCUGUCCCAAACAUGCCAUGCCUUGAUUGGGACGUCUAAGGACGAAACUCAACGGUUUCCUUCAAUGUUCGUGUUGAACUCAUUACAACGUGAAAAAAUCCUGCCAAAGAUUAUGUUGGGAUUUAAAACAAUUCCAUACGACCUGUACUGCCCAUCAGUGAACGGUUCGUUAAAUGAACGAAUAUGUACAACUUGUGGUUUAUAUUUUGCGUCGGUUGUUAUGCUUCGCGAGCAUAAGAAAAUUCACAAGAACACUUCCACUACAACAGUGAGGAAAGUGCGUCCUACAAAAAUUGUGGCAAAACGGGAACAAGAAUGUUUGGCUGUUGUGGAGAAGACUUGGAGUGCGAAUGGGUUGAAGAAGAGGAACUAGAUUUUGAUAAUCUUUCAGGUAUCCUCACUGAUGCCACAGUAACUGACUCGGCUUUUCCUGUCGUCGAUAUACGACUGCACCAACAGAAUCCUUGGACUGAGGAUUGAACUGUAAUAUGUUAAAAUUUUGUUUCUCUUUUGCAUUUCUUUGAAAUAAAUAUAGUUUUUUCACAAAUUACAUUUUCAGUUACUUCUAAACAAAA